This is a messenger RNA of Dendronephthya gigantea, 924 nucleotides long. RefSeq lists its product as uncharacterized. Lineage: Eukaryota; Metazoa; Cnidaria; Anthozoa; Malacalcyonacea; Nephtheidae. The transcript is spliced from 5 exons. Bases 43 to 747 code for a protein of 234 amino acids. The record is from RefSeq and is a predicted model, not a curated record.
UAAUAGCUUAAAUUAUAAUUCGUGGAACAAAUUCAGUUCAACAUGGCAAUGUCAAGAAGUACCGCUGUUGGCUCGAUAAUAACUGGUUGUAUAUUGCUGGGUUUUGCUGUCGUCAUUGGGAUCUGUGGCGCGAUUAUAGCAAGCAAAUUGUCAGGCCAGAUAGCUGCCUCAGCCGGUCUGUGGUCGCUUUAUUAUGCUGUGCCAGGAAUACUGACCAUUGUUGCCGGCGCAACCAAAAGAGGUGUUGUGAUGGGCUUCGCCUUGUUCUUCAAUAUCAUCGCAGUGAUUGUUUCUCUGGGCGCUUCAGCGGCAUUGACCAUUUUAACCAUUCUCUUAAAUGAAGUCAAGGAUGGAAAUAUGCUCUGCACGUACCACGGAGAUACCUGCACCUGUUUAUAUCGCAGCGGAUCUGGUGAAGUAGACUCCGUAUCGUGGAACAUGCACUGCGAUGAUUUCGACACAAUUCAUAUCUUAAUCAUCGUUUGCCUUGUCGCUUUUAUCAUUCUGACCAUCACCACCUUCACCGCGUCGAUCUUUGGUUGCCUGGGUACCUGCUGUGCUCCUGCGGAUCCAAUUGUUGUGGUCACCGCCGGCGUUCAACCCCCCGGGGGUACAGUUGUUGUUGCCAGCAAUCAAUCGUCGUCUUUCCAACAUGGUUACCCUGGAGGAAUGCCGCCUGCUUAUGGCCACGGCCAACCCCAAGAGUACGGCGACAAGAAAGGCCUUGUUAAUAACAUGGUUAUUUGAAUCUGUUCCUAUUAUCUUGAUUUUCACGCGAUUUCAUGCGAUUGCUUGUUCAUCACAAUCGCAUGCAUUGGCGUUUAUAGCUGCCCUAUAUAUUCCAUUCGUUUCUUUCUGCGUGUUCAAGCAUAUAUUUUGUAUCCCACAAUGUAACCGUUACUAAAUAAAACACUCAGAUAAUGA